AUGUACCGGAACGCGCGAUCAUCCUGCAAAAAGGCCAAAACAGGCUGCAAGACCUGCAAAAUCCGCCGGGUCAAAUGUGACGAAGGCCGACCAGCUUGCCGACGCUGCGUAUCAACCAGCCGAGUCUGCGACGGCUAUGGCAUUUGGGGAGGAGGCGGAAGUCCUUACGGGAAGCCACAGAGCAACCGGGCUCUAUCAACCUACUGCACACCGGUCCCAGCCGGCAACCUCAGUCACGAGGAACAGCUGUGCUUUGACUGGCUGAUUAAACGAACCGCAAAGAAGUUUGCCGGUUUAUUUCCAUCUGACUUCUGGGAGACCUUGAUCUUUCAAGCCAGCGCACAGGAACCCGCCGUGCGCCACGCUAUCAUUGCCUUGUCGUCUGCGCAUCGUUUCCAAGAACGAUAUGCUGCCGGGCCGAAUAAAUAUGACGAGGAGUGUUUCACUCUUCAGCAAUAUAACAAGGCAAUUCAACACCUACGCCUCAAUACGACCAACAAUGGCUACUCUCUCCGAGUAGCGCUGAUUACAUGUAUGCUCUUUAUCACUCUCGAAUUCAUGCGCGGGCAGUAUCAGAUGGGGAAUGCACAUCUCCAAUAUGGCAUGAAGCUCCUCUCCGAUAUAUCUGCGCCAUGGCCCCCGUCAUCCAUGGUCCCCACCAUUCUGUCUCCUGAAGAAGACUUUGCCUACCACGCCCUAGUGGACGCCUAUGUUCGACUAGGCAUUCACUCGGCCAUGUUUGGCCACGUGCCUUCACACGUGUAUCUUGUAACAAAAGACCCGCGAACUACCAGUCUUCCAUAUGUAUUCAGCUCGCUCCUUGAAGCAAGACGCAGCCUAGACGACCUCUUGAACAGAGUUCACUGUCUAAAAAAGCAUUACCACGACCACCACGCAUCCCAGACACCAACCAGCAGCCAACAAAUGCUCAAUACACAAAGCGCACUCCUUGCAGACCUAUCCCUCUGGCAUAAAGCAUACACCGUCUCAGUCGCACGCCUCGAAGCCAACAAGGUAUCCGGAAAAGACCAAACCGGCUACCUCCUCCUACGGGUGCACCACGAAAUGGCCACAAUAAUGGCCUCAGUUUGCCUGUCACCAGAAGGAACCGAAUCUGAGCUGAGAUUUGACACCUAUACGGAGAACUUCGUCAGAAUAAUGUCGGGCUUCCUCGAUAUAUGGAAAAGCUGGACAGCAACAGCAUUCAGCGAAGAAGAUUUCUCUAAACUAGCCACCGCACCUGACGACCUGAAAGCCAUCUUCCAGAACUUCAGUACGAUGUCCGACAUCAGCGCGAUCCUGGAGGACUCUCUACUAGAAAUCCUCGAAAAAGCCUCUAAAUUCAACUACUACCUGCAGGUACCGGACUGUGGUAGGAGAGGGUUCACCGUUGAGAUGGGGUACAUCCCGCCUGUAUACUACACGGCUCUUAAGUGCCGUGUUCCGCGGAUCCGCAGGCAGGCUGUGAGGGCGUUGAGGGCUGCGCCGCAUCGAGAGGGGGUGUGGGAUGGUACGAUUCUGGCGGAUGUUCUGGAGGAGAUUAUUAGGGUUGAAGAGGGGGAUUUUUAUGCUGGUGAUGUCCGUGUCAAUUCGUCUGUUGGGCAUAUCCUACCCGGGAACGAGGAUUUGCUUGUGCCGAAGGUGCCAGCCGAGGCAAGGGUCUCGGAUGUUAGGGUACUUCUGCCGAAUGAUGUUGGGGGGCAUACUUAUGUUAGCUAUCGGAAGAGGGCUGGGGAUGGUGAGUGGGUGACUUUCAAGCAGAAUAUUGGUGUAUAG
Penicillium egyptiacum is the source of this 1776-nucleotide messenger RNA. Lineage: Eukaryota; Fungi; Ascomycota; Eurotiomycetes; Eurotiales; Aspergillaceae. The record is from the annotation of a GenBank genome assembly.